UGCUUUUGUGUGACAAUUUUGUAUUAGAGAAUUCCUAAUAGGAAUUUAGGGACACAAUUCACCCAUCUCUUGGGUAACCUGAUCCAAUAGGGAAUUUCCCUUGCAAUCCACACAAUUGAAGUCUUAGAUCUGUCAAAGAAGAUGAGAUAUUCAUCAAAGAAUUUAUAUCAAUGGAUGACACGUUUACACGCAUGAAGAGAAGUCUUUUCAGAAGUGAACAAUUUUGCACGAGUCUUUUAAGCGAAAGAUCUUCAAUCAUCAACCGAUUUUUCAGAUGGGACUGGUGAGAGAUUUCAGAUGGGACUUCACCUAAAAAGGAAGAGUCGGAGAAAUUGAGAUGUGUCAAACUCUAGAACAGACCAAACUUGGGAGAUAUCUUUGAACCAUUAAAAUCAUUAUAAGCCUCACAAAACUCGGGAGAUAUCUUUGAAUCACUAAAAUCAUUCCCUGCAAGAUUGAGUUUUUUGAGGUGUGAAAGUUAGAAGAGGCUAUUGUUGGAAUAUAUAGAGCCAUGAAGCAAACUGCAACUGAGGUCGAGGCCAAUUACCCGACCAGUGACAGUAUCACAAGUAACACCAUCCCAAGAACAACAAUCUCUACCUUCCUUCCGUGACUUGGUCUUUGGAUAAGAAGUUGGACAAUAGUAGGAAGCAUUAAUGUUUAGUGAAAAGUUACUUUUGAAUUCGAUCAAGGCAAGUCUAUCAUAAUGGGAGCAAAGCUGCAGUGACAUGUUGGCUGAAAAGGUGGGAAAUGACGAUGAAGAACAAAACUUUAGGCAAACACAGAAUAAGAGAAAGUAGAGGAAUCGACUGUACUGCCCCAUCAAUAUCAGAAUUUGGUAGAGUAAAUGAAGUUUUAGAGAUGAAUGGUGCAAUUAUUAGAACAAGGGGAGAAGAGUAUUUAUAGGGAAAGUCUUCAAUAUGCAUUACAGCUUGGUUUCAGAACUAAAGCACUAAACAUCAAUAAUUGCAAAAUGUUAUAAUCCACUCCAUUCACGCGUUUUAUGAAUGACUUGUUGAACCCAUUUCGAUCGAGGUAAAGAUGGAGGACAGUUUGAAACCAUUGAAGGAAAAUAGCUUACCGAAGUUCGACAAGGAGAAAGCCCAUUACGAGCACUGUUUGGAGAGGAAGCUUGUUCAAGGAAAAUUUAAGGAACUCGACAUUCACCAUAUAUGUGCCGUGUUCGAUAGGGCUUCAAUUGUUCUGCAUAGGGUUACAUGUAUGCUUCGAAAAGUUAAUCUCCAUAUUGGGCAAGGGAUUGAAUGGGAUCCAGGCAAGAUUACUUUCAAGGGGGUGGAAAGGAUAUGUAUACAGAAAGGGAUAUUUAGACCAUGUCAUCUUAAAGGAGAAACUCAUGGGUUUCAAGACAAGAAGAUUGCUUUAUCUAGGUUGCCUUAUGGAUUGGUUAAAGGUGGUGCGAAUGAGGCUUAUUUGUAUGAGCCAGCUAUGAAGACCUGCUCCCGAAAAGCUUCAGUUGCUAUCGAAAAGAUAACACUAUUAUUUGAUCAUGGAUUCAUGGCGGUGUUAUGGGCAGAAUUAUUAAGUCUAGAAUGUCUGUUAUUAUCAGAGAUGGGAAGUUCUGAAAUUCUUUUAAUGAAGGUUGGCCAACUAUAAGAGCACAUGAAAACAUUGAUCAUAAUGGUCCUACAACCUUACAUGGUGGAACUCAUUGUUUUUGCUACACUAUAGAUCGAGUGCAUUGGGUAUGCCUUUGAGGAUGAGUUGGAAAAGACAUUUGGAUGAUAUAACAAAUAUGUGGCUCUGGUGCAAUCUUACUCUAUGGUUGUUGCCAUGGUGGCUUCAUGGAGCAUUAAAAAGAAUUAUGUUGGAGAAACUUUAGUAAUUUAUAUUUGGUGGGCAGCUCAAGCUCCUGAUGAAUGGCAAGGGGGUAUUGCUCAACAAGGAAGUUAUGUAGUUUUUGUAUUUGAUCCAGGUACUGAUUGUGAAGAUCGGGUGUUUGACAUUACUAAAAGCUUCAUGUACCUCUAUUUGCUGGCUAUGCUUUGGGUUAGCAAGUACAACUCAUGUGAUGGAGGAACUACUACAAUCUGGCAGCGUGAAGCUAAAUCAAUUGCGAUAGAGAAACGAGACGUUUUGCGGCUGCAAUCUUGAGGACAAGAUUGCUUUCAAGGGAGUAGAAUUGGUAGGCAUCAGGUUGUCUAAGCUACCAUGUCACGAGCAGUGGGAGCCACCUUGAGAAAUUAUGUACACGAGUUGGGUUAUUGUUCAUGGGUUUUCUCAUGGUGUGUUGAGAGAAUUAGUUUGGUACUUAUUAGACUAAGUCAGGGUCUGUUAUGUCGUUUGGGCAUAUGUAUUUAGCCCUAGUUUUGAUUUUGUUUGGAUAUCAAUCAACCAACUUUGUAACUCAAUUCUCUAUGAGAGAAUUCUAUCGAUCGAUUCAUCUUGGAUCGUAGGGUAUGUUAUGUCAUUUAGGCAUAUGUAUUUAGCCCUAGUUUUGAUUUUGUUUGGAUAUCAAUCAACCAACUUUGUAAUUCAAUUCUCUUUGAGAGAAUUCUAUCGAUCGAUUCAUCUUGGAUCGUAUCAUAAUUUAAAACA
This is a messenger RNA of Tripterygium wilfordii, 2556 nucleotides long. RefSeq lists its product as uncharacterized. The transcript has 2 exons. NCBI's taxonomy places the organism in Eukaryota, Viridiplantae, Streptophyta, Magnoliopsida, Celastrales, Celastraceae. The record is from RefSeq and is a predicted model, not a curated record. Bases 1042 to 1614 code for a protein of 190 amino acids.